This is a messenger RNA of Cajanus cajan (pigeon pea), 2441 nucleotides long. Its product is annotated as Tetratricopeptide repeat (TPR)-like superfamily protein. NCBI's taxonomy places the organism in Eukaryota, Viridiplantae, Streptophyta, Magnoliopsida, Fabales, Fabaceae. The record is from RefSeq and is a predicted model, not a curated record. Gene Ontology annotation, molecular function: protein binding.
UCUGUAAUGUAUGAGUAUGAUCUAUGAUGUAUCCCCUUCCCCGAACCCAAAUCUGGUAUUGGUAAAAGUAAAACCCUAAAUGCGCUAAACCCAUUUUCUCUCACUCCAUCAAUGGCAUCGCAAAUCCUCCUCCGCACGCGCUCCCUCUUCCCCAAGCACCCCUCUCUCCUCAAAACCAUCACCACAUUCCCCUCCCUCUCGCAGGAGCCCCAGCUAGCGGACCCCACCCCGCUCCCUCCCAACCCCGCCACCGGAAGCCCUCUCUACCACCAGAACUGGCGCAACCCAAUCCCCUCCGCCGGCUCCAACGCCCUCGCCCCCCUCGGCUCCCACCGCCGCGACGACUCCGACUCCCGCACCCUCCUCGACACCUUCGCCAACUCCAUCGCCUCCCAGGACUGGGCCCAAGUGAGGGACCACUUCCAGGCCUGGGUCCACUCCCUCGACAAGCACGGCAAGCCCAAUAGCCCCGAUGUUGGCCUCUUCAACCACUACCUCAGGGCCAACCUCAUGCUCGGUGCCUCCGCCGCUGACCUCCUUGAUAUCCUCGCCCAGAUGCCCCAAUUCGGUGUUGCCCCCAAUACGGCGUCGUAUAACCUCGUCCUCAAGGCCAUGUGCCAGGCCAACGAAACCCUCGCCGCUGAUAAGCUCCUCCAACGGAUGCUGCAGACAGGAAAUGAAGCUCAACCUGAUGACGAAUCAUAUGAAUUGGUCAUUGCAAUGCUCUUUUCCACAGACCAGUUCGAUACUGCAUUCAAAUAUAUAGAUUUAGCUUUGAAAUCUGGUUGUGUGUUGUCAAUGAAGAUAUUUAUGGCCUGUGUGCGGAGAUGUGUCAAUAAGGGAAGGCUUGAUACGUUGGUGACAAUAAUUGAAAGGUGCAGGACAACUGAUCAAAACAAAGCUCUUUGCCCCCAGUGGGACUGGUGCAAUUUUAUUGUUGAAAUUGCAACUCAAGAGGAUAAUAGCAAGUUAGCUUUUUAUGGCCUGGAGUUUAUGGCUAGAUUGAUUGUAAGGGGUGAACGUGAAAAACCCCCUAUGUUUAUUUCUGUAGAUGAAGGUUUAGUUCUGUCUGCUAUUUUGACUGCUGGUAGAACCUAUAAUUCCGAGCUGUUAGUGGCAUCAUGGGCUGUUUUGGACCGUUCCUUGCGUAAAAAGAAAACUCCUAAUCCAGAGUCAUAUCUCGGAAAGAUAUAUGCCCUUGCAUCAUUGGGGAAUCUACAAAAGGCUUUUGGUACUCUGAAUGAAUAUGAGUCAGUUUAUGGAGACUCCAGUCAAGAAGCUGAAGACUUGUUCUGCCCAUUUACCUCAUUACAUCCAUUGGUUGUGGCAUGCUCCAAGAAGGGUUUUGAGACUCUAGAUAAUGUUUAUUUUCAACUGGAGAAUUUAAAUCGUGCAGAGCGACCUUAUAAAUCUCUUGCUGCACUAAAUUGCAUCAUUUUAGGAUGUGCAAACAUAUGGGAUCUUGAUAGAGCUUACCAAACUUUUGAAUCAAUUGGAUCUACUUUUGGGUUGAGCCCUGAUAUUCAUUCAUACAAUGGACUGAUGCAUGCCUUUGGAAAGCUCAAGAAGACCCAUGAAGCUUCAAGGGUGUUUGAGCACUUAGUCAGUUUGGGUCUCAAGCCUAAUGCCAAAUCUUACUCUCUGCUUGUUGAUGCCCACCUGAUUAACCGUGAUGUAAAAUCUGCCCUGGCAGUGAUUGAUGAUAUGAGAGCUGCUGGAUUUGAACCAUCAAAAGAGAUGCUAAAAAAGGUCAGACGGCGAUGCAUGCGAGAAAUGGACUAUGAAAGUGAUGACCGAGUGCAAUCACUGGCCAAUUCUCUGAAUUAUAGAAUGGGUGCAGAAUCCCGGCGAGACAUUCUGUUUAAUCUUAAUUACAGUCUGGGUUAUGCUUGAUGGCAUAUCUUUUAUUGCAUCCAUUUCCAAGGAAAUCGCUCUGUAUAUUAGUGGAUGCCGCUCAGGUUGCCGGGUCAGGAUGAUACAAGCACAGCUUCGUGCAAUCUUUAUUUUUGUAUUUAUGUGUUUAUGAAGCGGGGGAGGGUGUUGAAGAUGGAAUUAACUUUCUUGUGAAAGUCCAAAGCAGUGAAUUUUUCAGCAAAGUUAUUCGAAAUAAUUGUAGUACUGAUCCAAUUUUAGUAGAGGAUGGAAUCAAGGUUACACUUCUCAUGCUUACUUUCUUGUCCUGUUUUUUUGGCACUAUCUAUUUUUAACAACCUGGUGUUGGCAACGACUAGAAGGCGCAAGGAUUUGGAAACUUCUUUUAUGGUGCUGUGGUUGUAUUAAAUUCUACUGCAAAUAAUGGAAACAUUUUCAACGAAACGCUCGUUUCGAUAAUUUGUCAAAUAAGAGUUGUUAAUGUAAAUAUGUUCAAAGGAUGUGAUGUGUUUGGAAAUAUUCACCUAAAAACACUGAACUUCAGUUGUUUGGAUGCGAUUGAUUAAAUA